CCAGUUUCGUUCUUUCCGUUCAUCUCGUUUUCGCAUUGCCAAGGCAGCUGUGCUCGCCCAUACAAUCUUUCCAUCCAACUACCUAUACGACUUAGCUCUAUACUCUACAACCCGUCUCUGAUCGUUCAAGAUGCGCUUUUCAUCGGCCAUCCUCACCUCAGUUCUCGCGGUUUCGUCGCUUGUGUCCGCUGUGCCCACGCAACGUAGGCCAUCGAACACGAAGAUGUUGACCCCCAGGCCGAAGACCAACGCUGCUGGUGCGGCCUACUUCAUCACGAACGAGGGAAAGGGAAACAUGAUCAUUGCCGCAAGUAUCAGCGCGGACGGUACCUUGAGCCUCGACAGGGCCGUUUCCACCGGUGGAAGCGGGGCGCACGGUCAGACCGACCCCAUCGGCCCCGACGCUCUCUUCGCCCAGGGUUCUAUCAAAGCUUCUGCGAAAGGCCAGGUCCUCGCUGCGGUGAAUGCCGGGUCGAACACCAUCUCCCUGUUCUCGAUCAACCCCAAGUCACCCGCGGCUAUCAGCCAGAUCGGCGCUCCCGCCCCGUCUCAGGGCGAGUUCCCGAUCUCAGUCGCGUUCAACGCAGACGGCACCCGCCUCUGCGCGCUCAACGGCGGCAAAGUCAACGGCGUCGCCUGCUACAACGUCGACAAGCAGGCCGGCCUCAAGCCGAUCGCGAACUCGCAGCGCUCGCUCAACCUCAACCAGACCACGCCCGCGACGGGCCCCGCCGGCUCGGCCUCGCACGUCAUCUUCAGCGAGGACGGCUCGCAGCUCCUCGCGUCCGUCAAGGGCGUGCCACCCACGCCCGGCUUCAUCGCCGUGUGGGACGUCCAGGCCGACGGCUCGCUCUCGGCGGACUUCAAGAGCGUCGCGCCGCCGUCCGGCGGCGCCCUGCCGUUCUCGAUGACCCUCAUCCCCGGGAAGAACGCGUUGCUCUCGACCGACCCGGCCCUUGGCUUCGACGUGUUCGACUUGGGCAGCGGGAACGCAUCGUCGGCGGUCCCGAUCACCGGCCAGAGCGCGACGUGCUGGUCAAGUUUCAGCAAAAAGACGGGCAACUUCUACCUCACCGACAUCGGCACCUCAACCGUCACUGAGGUCAACGUCGACGCCAACCUCAAGGCCUCCAUCGUCGCGCAAUACAGCCAGACCGCGGGCUCUGCGACGAUUGACAAUGACAUCGCUACGAUCAAGGGAAACGACUUCCUCUACGUGCUUGCGCCCAACGCCACGCAGGUCGACGUCCUUUCCCUUCAGUCUGCUGGUAACGCCAAGCACAUCAGCACCCUGGACAUCUCCGGCCCCACCAAGGCCGCUGGUGUGACCAUCAACCCGGCCAACCUCCAGGGCUUCACCACCUUCAUCAAGCAGUGAAGGGCUGAUCGUUCCCUUAUCCAUUGUUCAUCGUCCGUUCCUCAAUGCUCGCCCAGCUUAUGGUCCCGGUUGUUUCUUCCUGUCUGUUCUCGGUCCUGGUUCUUGAUGAUCCACUGCACCUGUAGUCAUUAGAGUUUCACUCUCGUUGGUUUUUCGGAUGUAUCCCUAGUCACAUUCAUACAUAUACAAGUGGGGAAGUCACUUGAAUCGC
This is a messenger RNA of Dichomitus squalens LYAD-421 SS1, 1589 nucleotides long. RefSeq lists its product as uncharacterized. The record is from RefSeq and is a predicted model, not a curated record. Gene Ontology annotation, molecular function: 6-phosphogluconolactonase activity; protein binding. Lineage: Eukaryota; Fungi; Basidiomycota; Agaricomycetes; Polyporales; Polyporaceae. The coding region runs from base 131 to 1378 and encodes 415 amino acids. The transcript has 7 exons.